This is a messenger RNA of Nematostella vectensis (starlet sea anemone), 2193 nucleotides long. RefSeq lists its product as uncharacterized. Lineage: Eukaryota; Metazoa; Cnidaria; Anthozoa; Actiniaria; Edwardsiidae. The transcript is spliced from 4 exons. Bases 357 to 1367 code for a protein of 336 amino acids. The record is from RefSeq and is a predicted model, not a curated record.
AGGUGUUUUCGCUAGAAUUGUUUUUUUAACGCAAAAGGCGUAAAUACGAAAAAGGAAUAAAAAAUUCGUGCGAAUGCGAAACGUACUAUUUUUAGUCAAUUUUAAAGAAACAUAUAAAAUGAGUGCUAACUAAGAGUCAAUCCAAAUUGCGAGCGGCUAAAACCAAGGGUUAUAAAAGCAAAUAUUACAAUCUCCUUUGUCCGAUGUCACGCCCAACAUGGCGACAAUAGCGCGUGAGACUGAGUACUAACAACGCACGCGCUUCCCAAAGAUGACAUUACGUCAUAAUGGUAAUCAUAUUCGACCAAUGAAAUCGAUUCCUUGACUUGCGAUAUUCACAGCACAAAAUAGCAAAAAUGCUAAGACGCGUUUUCGUAAACCUUGGAUUUAACUCACCGAGUGAGGCAGAGAAAGCCUUGAAAAAGUCAAAUCGUAAAGAUGGCGGUACCCGGGCACAGAAGGGAAGACUGUUGAAUCGCCCCCAAAUGGAGAAGAUUCGCGCACUUCCUCCGCCUGGAGAGGUCAAGAGACAGGAAGUUCUCGACGCCACGCCUGCUAUACCACCAGCAAGCGCCCAAAGAACUAUGGGGCUUCCCUCUCAGGCGGCCACUGCAGAAGACAAUAGGAGGCUCGGUGUCCAAGUGCUCAGAGUUGUUAAUGGCGGGGUGGCCCCCACAGGGCUCCCGCGACCCCCGGGCAAAUCCCGAUUUCCUUUUGCGAGGAAAAAGGCAAAGACCACAGACGCCAAAUCAACUCUCCCAGACAUCAGAGAUACUAACGACAAUGCUCUCGUGAACAUGCGUACGACGGACUUACCCAAUGUCCGUGAUCUCUACACGAACAAGAAAGACAACGCGGUUCCUGUAGCAAGCGAGGGCGCAAGUGCGACCACAUGGACCACCGGGUCGCACCAGGCUAUGUCCGCCAUGCAAAGCGAGGAGGAGCCUGGGGCUUCUAUGGGGCACAGGACAGAACGCCAGAAAGCCAAAGAGCUGAAGCAAAUGAAAAGAGCUGGUUUAACCCCCCUUAGACCCCCACCCCACCGAAACACCAUGGAGGACGAUGCUGAUCACAAGGCUCGGAUGAACAAGCUGAAGAGAGCUCGUAUUGGCCUUGCCAAGAACAGGGUCAACCCUGAGGUGAGCAAGCCUUUUCUGAAGUCACUACCAGAUGCAACUCCAGGGGCGGUUUGGUGCGAAAACUACGCGGUUCUACCUCCAAUUGAAUCCUCUCCACCCAAAACGGGAAUAUACUCCCGCCAUCUCCAGCCCACCCCUCCUCAGGCCAACACUCACCGGGGUAUCCUCGGGUACAAGACAAGUAUCACACACGACCUCGUGAUAAAAGACGUGGAGACCGAUGAGUAGGGGUCAUGGGGUUCAAUAUGCGAGAUACACCCUGCGUGCUCCACUCAAACCCAGUUUCGGGAUGAAAAUCCCGUCCUAUGCAGAUCACGCACCAACUGGUGACUUCGCCACUUGUGCUGUGACAUGGUGGGUUGUCCCGUUAGACACAUCAAGUCGGUGCGGUCUUCGCGACAGAUUGAGGUGAGGCGCCCAUGACCAGUGAUAAUCUCCUCUCUCUAUCGGAUUCAUAGAGGGGUUAUUUGCUCGGGAGAAAACGCUAUCUGUGGCAGUAUAAGGCGGGUGCUCACUUGCCACAGUACAAGGUGUGCGAGGAGCUCAUAUUGAUCGUACGGCACGUAGUCAUCCCCGUUGAUCUUGAGCUCCCCGUCUUGUACUGUCGCUGUGAGUUCCUCUGUUGAUCGUACGGCACGUAGUCAUCCCCCUUGAUCACGAGGGCUUCGCAUUAUUCUGUCGCAGGGAGCGUUUUAUCAUCUAGCAAAUAAUGCCAGUGAACCUGAUGGAAAAGGUCUUUAAUCGCUGGCCAUAAGUGCCUCAUCUCCUUCUGUCAGCGAACCCAACGCCUUGAUGUGUCUUAUGAAGACCACCACCAUUUUACCACACGUACAGCCAGGUCACAAGUAGAGCGCGUGUCCUUCGAUUGUCGGAGCAAGACGAGCCACAGACUGUGUCCCGAUUGAGCUUUAUAUUUGUCUAUCGUAGUUUUUCUUUUUUCGUUACCUUCAUAUAACUAACUUUACUUCUCUGUCUUCUGUAAAUCUGAUAAAUUAAAAACAUACUCAAACUGAAUUUUGUAAAUAAAAGCAGCUGAAUUCUCUCAUCUAAGACA